GCCAAUGACUAGUUGACCCCUGAGGCCUGAGGCCUAAUUCCCAUACCGAGUCAGGAGUCAGUGUUGCCUACCUCGUCUACACCUGCCUUCCGACAAUUCCACUCAGGCCAGCGCAUAAGUCUGUCCUUAAAGAACUCAGAGAUCACACGAGGAUGAUGUUUGUUCAAGGGAUGCGGGAAGUUCAUGAGACGCGAAAACGUGAGGCAGCCCAACGCCUUGAGAUGGCGCAAGAAUGGCGACGAAGCAGAGUCAAGAUAUUUUAUCGCCAUCUUGUCGACAAAGGUCUGAUCGACGAAGAUGGUGCGAAGAACUUACCAGAUGACACUCUGGAUUGUCCUAUCUGCCCAUCGAAACAGACAUCAUGCAAUUUGUGCAGAUUCAUUUCCUGCUCCAAUAUUGAUUGUCAAGCCUCCUCUACUAUCACCAUCGUACGGUGUUUUAAUCAUCACGAGACGAAAUUCUGUACUUCAUGUUUGGAGUGUCCGGGCAUUCUGCCUCGCAUGGGCAAAUGUCCUAUAUGCGCACACUGGUUCUGUUCAGCUGAGCUUGAGUGGUGCAUCGGGCGCCCAGUUUCUAAUGGCGACACACGCGGAACCGAACCUUCCUCACCAAUUAUCGGACCUCCCUCACCAAUCACCGAUUCAACCCGCUCACACCCAGCGCGUCCCUUAUUUUGCCGGACUAGGCACUGUAUAGAGGAAAGUAUAGCGAUUGGAAAAAAUGGCGCUCGUUGUUGCAAUGAAUAUUGCUGGUUUAGCUGGCCGCUCCACAUCAGAACUUGCCCUGAUUGUAUCACACAGGAUGAUUUCACCUGUCCAUGUGGUGGAUACUGGGCUUGCGCUGACUGCACGUUGUUCGCUGCAACAUGUGCUCCUGAUUCGACCUAUGCGUGCCCUGGGUGUGGCCGGCGUUUCUGCUUUAAUUGCUCAUAUAUCGGAGCUUGCGAGCUGUGCUCACAUGGGGGGCUCUGUGACGACUGUAAGGAGCAUGAAGAAAAUAUAGGAGUGAAGCAGACCGUUUUCAGGUGCCAAGGCUGUGGGUUUUAUCUGUGCGGGGAAUGCGCUGGCAUUGAUGAGAAAUCGUGUUGCGAAUACGACAGAAGUGUUUGCAAGCUCUGUCGACACGACGAUAUGAAAGCACUGACGAGCUUGUUUUGGAAUUUCAUCUCUGCAUCAUAGAAAAAUUAGAUGGAACCGUAACUAUGUGCGUCAUGAGGGAGCUCUAAUUUACAGACGAAAUAAAAUAUAAUCAGGGCGAGAGAUAGCAAGAAUCCGAAAGUUGGAUGAGAGUUCUGUGAUUUUGGU
Molecule: messenger RNA, 1304 nt
Organism: Suillus discolor
Lineage: Eukaryota; Fungi; Basidiomycota; Agaricomycetes; Boletales; Suillaceae
Exons: 2
Coding region: 153-1178 (341 amino acids)
Source: RefSeq, a predicted model, not a curated record